CUCAAACGUUCUAGAAGCAUCUGCUAAAAACUUUGAUAACACAAUUGUCAUAAAAUUAGGUUCUACUUGGUUACGAUUUAGUCACAGAACGGUAACGAUAACUUAGGCGAACUUCAACUUAUUACAACACUAGAAAUUUCCAAAGUUUCCAAGAAAAUUCUAAAUAUUUAAAUUAUAUUACCUGUCGGUAGUAAAUCGUUACCAAAUUUGGUGGAACUUCAUUUGUCGAAAAUUGUGUAACCGACUUAAUCCUAGAGAAGUUAACAGCCGAAAAUACUUCUCGUCAUGAUUUUUUCAAGAAUUACUAUCUUAUUAUUGCUUGUGGCAAGUUCAACUGCUUUCGUACAAGAAAUGACCCUUCAUUCAGGGUUGAGUUGUACAGGACCAGGAUUCACUUUUGAAACAAAAGAGCCAAACUUGGCAAAUUGGGAGUUUUUCUUGCCCUCAGUGCAAUCCAUAAAAGUUGUUGGAUGGUGGUACUUUUACACUGGAGUCAACUUCAGCCCUUAUCAGAGUCACACUAAUUUCAGGUCUUCAACAUACUGCUUCAAUUCUACGUAUCCCACAGUUUCAAAAUCUUUGAGAUACGUAGGCCCCUUGGAGACUACCACUCCAUCUAUUUCUAUUUAUGAUGGAGCGAGUGCGGUCAGCACAGAAAAAAUAUUCACAACCUCAGCUGCAAACAAUUUUGGCUUCGAGGCAGAAUAUGUCAUAGUUUCUGGCAUGUCAAGUUGGACGCUGUAUUAUAAUGAUGACUUCACAGGAAAUACCACAUGUGUAAAUGGUAACGGCGGCCUGGUUGGUUCUAACCGCAACUUUCGGUCUGCUACAAUGGGAUGCAACAGCCUCGAGAAUAAAGGAAACGCCACGAAAAUUGGCAAUCCUCCAACGUAUACUUUUUCAUAAAAAUUACAAUUUUAUUUUACUGAAAUUUCACUACAAAUUGCAAAAAAAAUUAUAAACACAAGGAGAGUAACAAAAACAUUACACUAAAAGUCAAUUUACAAAUUAAAAGAUAAUAAAUAUGCAUAGUCGCAA
This is a messenger RNA of Folsomia candida, 1038 nucleotides long. RefSeq lists its product as uncharacterized. Lineage: Eukaryota; Metazoa; Arthropoda; Collembola; Entomobryomorpha; Isotomidae. The transcript is spliced from 2 exons. The record is from RefSeq and is a predicted model, not a curated record. The coding region runs from base 286 to 906 and encodes 206 amino acids.